AUGAAACGCAUUUUGGUAGUCGCGGGAUCUGACAGCUCCGGUGGAGCAGGGCUCGAAGCCGACCAGAAAGUGAUUGCCGCCCAUGGCUGUUAUGCUAUGACCGCGACCGCUGCAUUGACUGCACAAAAUACGCAGGGUGUCUAUGCCAUCCAUGAAGUACCGUCAGCUUUUGUUCAGAAACAGAUCGAUGCUUGCUACGACGAUGUGGGCGUUGAUGUACUCAAAUCGGGCAUGCUUGCUUCCUUGCAGACCGUGCUGGUCUUGGCCAAUGCUAUGAGGCAGCAUAAGAUUCCCGUUUCAGUUGUAGAUCCUGUCAUGGUUUCAACUAGUGGAGCUCAGCUUCUCCCCGAGAAAGCUGUAAAAGUGCUCUGUGCUGAGGUCUUACCUUUGACAACGAUAUGCACUCCCAACAUCCCAGAGGCGAACCUCAUGCUACAGAAAUGCGGCAAGCGGCCAAUCGAUAUUCGAGACCUAGACGAUAUCAAGACGCUUGCAGCAGAAGUACACUCUCUGGGAUCUCAAUAUGUUCUACUAAAAGGUGGCCAUCUUCCAUUGACCGCAGAUUACAAGGUCGCGCAAACAGAAGCCGAGAAGAAGAUUGUCACCAAUGUCUUGUUUGGGGGAGACUCCGUGGAUGUGAUAGAGUUUCCAUACCAGAAAACAAAACACACCCACGGCACAGGCUGCUCACUUGCUUCUGCUCUUGCUUGCAAUCUUGCUCUCGGCCUCGACAUGCUUSAGUCUGUUGUUGCUGCCAGCCGCUAUGUGGACGCUGGAAUCAAGAACGCUGUCAAGAUUGGGUGUGGCUCUGGUCCGAUCAAUCACUUUCACUCUCUUCAAAUCAUGCCGUUCGCGCCGGGAGGUUUUGUCGACUACGUACUGGACCGAUACGACGUACAGCCCGUCUGGCAGGAGUACACGCACCACGAGUUUGUCCAGAGAAUGGGAGACGGUACGCUGCCUCAACAUCUAUACGCACAAUACAUGAUACAGGACUACCACUACCUCGUCCAAUUCGCUAGAGCCAACUCUCUCGCUGGAUACAAGGCAAAGAACAUCGAUGACAUCGUAGCGGCCGCUCAAAUUGUCACACACAUUCGAAAUGAAAUGGACCUCCACAUCAAUGAGUGCAAGGGGCUCGGUAUGACUCGUGAGAUGAUGGAUCAGUGCGAAGAGAGCCAAGCAUGUACUGCCUACUCACGAUACGUCCUUGACAUUGGCCAGUCAGAAGACUGGCUCGCACUUCAAAUAAGCUUACUGCCGUGCCUUCUUGGGUAUGGUAUGAUUGCACGACGAUUGAAAGAACAACAGAGGACCAACCCUCCGAAGAAUCGCAACAGGUAUCUUACAUGGAUCGAGAACUACGUAGGGGACGACUACACCAGCGCUGUGAAAACUGGUUGCGCACUCAUCGAAACACACGCUUCCAAGCAAUCGCCACACAGAAUCGAAGAGCUGGUCAAGAUCUUCAUUCAUGCAACGAAGAUGGAGACGGGAUUCUGGAAUAUGGCAGCACGGCCUGAGUGGAGUACCUUGCCGCAGAAAUAA
Molecule: messenger RNA, 1548 nt
Organism: Ramularia collo-cygni
Lineage: Eukaryota; Fungi; Ascomycota; Dothideomycetes; Mycosphaerellales; Mycosphaerellaceae
Product: probable thiamin biosynthesis protein thi-4
Exons: 10
Coding region: 1-1548 (515 amino acids)
Biological process (GO): thiamine biosynthetic process
Cellular component (GO): cytosol
Molecular function (GO): hydroxymethylpyrimidine kinase activity; thiaminase activity; phosphomethylpyrimidine kinase activity
Source: RefSeq, a predicted model, not a curated record